AUGCUGCUCCAAGAAGUUAACAGCACCGAGAUCGUCAUCCCAGGAUACGACGCCUACUUUCAACCCACAAUCACGCAUCGCUCGCAAGGGCGGGAAUCGGGCAGAAGAAACGCGCGGGGGCAGACGGCGAUCUACAUAGACAAGACCGUUCCACACAUUGAGGUGAUUGACCUGAGCAGAUGGUGCAACGAUCACCAGGAAGUAGUGGGCGUCCGCACCCGGUUCAGCAAACGCACCCUGCUCCUUGUUUCGGUCUACGUCCGGCCAAGAAGGACGGGCAGAGCGCGCGAGAAUUGGGAUUGGAUAUACUACAUUCGAUCCACCUACUCCAGCGAUAUACUCGUUAUCGCGGGAGAUUUCAACGCGCGGCAUCAGGCGUGGGGCUAUGCCGAGAAUCACUACAGGGGAGAGACCCUACGCGACGUGAUGGCUGCCAACUACAUGGAGCUGCUCAACGACCCUAAUAUUCCGACACGUUACGGACACGGACGCCAGGGGGAUACAACCCCAGACCUCACGUGGGGGUCGCGUAACGCACGGACAGAUUGGGAAGUUCACAUGGACGCGAUGGGCAGCGACCACUUCCCCAUACUUGUCACGCUCAAAAAUGUAAGAGGAAAAAAUAACCAGAAAAUAAAAACUCAAAUCACAAAGUGGGAUGACUACAGAAACCUACUACAAGAAUGGGAGGUCCUGGAAGGCGAAACACGGCCCUGCGACCUAGUCCAACGUCUGCGAGCAGCAAAGGCGCAAGCCACACGCACGGUAAACGUGGAUCCGGACACCCCCAAACCUGACUUACACUUGCUCAAUCUGUGGGAUACCCGCAUCGAAGCGCUCACGCGAUACCGAGAGCGGGGCAAGAAACCAUGGUUGCGCAGGCGCCUUGACCAGGCGACGGAAGAGGCGCGCCAACACGCCCAGAACUUGGCACAAGAACGUUGGCAGGACCUCUGCAACCAAUUCAACGGACGGAUGCACCUACUCCAAAUAUGGAACAUGUUCAGGAGCUGGCAGGGCAAGUCAAAAAGACGGACGGCAGCACAGAUGCGAGAAGCUGAGAAGACCAGAAACCUCUACACUUUGAACCUGGCCGGGAAGCCCAUCAAGCGCAGCUCGACGGUCCGUGUAUUGGGUCUCUUUAUCGACCAAGACGGCAAAGCUGGCACGUGGAUGGCCCGCGUGAAAAAGGAAAGUCGGCAGAUCCUGCACCUCAUUCGCCGAGUGACCAGCAGAAGAUGGGGAACCGGCGAGAAAGAAACUCGGCAGCUCGUCCAGUCUCUCUUCUCAUCAAGAAUCUUCUACGGUUACAACUACCAUCACGUCACUACAAAACAACGGGAGGAGCUGGAAAAGUUAAACCGCGAAGCGAUACGAAUCGUAACGGGCCUUCCAAAGUACACCUGGACUGCGGACCUCUAUGCCCACGGCGGGCUGAACAGGCUGGCCGACGUGGCCGAGCAACUCUUGUCUGCACAGAGAACUCGGCUACUGAGCACACGUGCUGGGCAGAGGAUUCUCGCAGAGCUGGGAGACCUCCCACAACCGGCACCGCCGAUCCCCCCGGUGCAAGAGCCGCCAUGGGAACGACAAAUCAAUCUCACAGACGAUGCACCGCUCCCAAGUCACAUGGGCCCCGAUCAUCCUGAGAGGAGAUCCCGUUUCGCGGCAGCGCACGAGAAGCUUGUCAAAAACAGAGAUGGAAAGAAACACGUCUGCAUCUACACCGACGCGGCCGCAGAACAGCCGUCACCGGAAGAACCCGGAAGCCCUCUCCGAACAUCAAUAGCCUGGGUUGACACCACCACCCUCGAAGUGGAUGCGUGCGCGCUGCCCCCGGGUGUGGGCGUGAAGGGGGCCGAACUUGAAGCCAUUCUACGAGCAGCAAUACACGCAAAGGAACGUCACUCCGUCGGAACAAAGGUGACUGACAUCACUAUCUACACGGACUCCAGGGAGGCAUAUUUGGAGUGCCGUAACGCAAUCAAGAGUCAGAGCGAACGAGUGCGAAAUAUUCACGACGUCGCGAAACGCCUACUGCAUGACAGGAACGUCACACUACGAGUCGACUGGGUCCCGGCACACGCGGGUAUCCGGGCGAACGAAUGGGCUCACAGCGAGGCACGAGCAGCACUGCGCAGAUCAACCGUGUCAGACGCAACCAACAACACAAAAGAGCCCAGACACGCCCCAGCGCCGAGUGAAACUGGCCCGCCGGACGACUUACCAGACUCCGCGGAAUUAGCGGCAAUUGCCAAGAAGGAACGUAAAGCCAUCCUCCUCCGAUUGAGACAAGACGCCGCCGCCGCGAACCGUCACAACCGAGAGAUACCACCGAUGCCUCCAGACCUGAACCGCAGGGCACAGGUCACCAUAAGGCGGAUUAUCACCAACACCGCCCUCACGCCGGCACUCAGGCACAAGAUGUUCGGCGAUGAUCCCAACAAAGGCAAGUGCCGAGCCUGCGCAGUGCCGGCGACCACCUCGCACCUGGUCUGGGAGUGCCCGACCUAUGCCAGAGCCCGGGAACGCAUUCUGUCGGAGUUACCGGCAGAACACCGACCCACCAGCUACAUCGACUGGAUUCUACCCCAGGACACGUCGCUCGGGACUGUUCAACUCCUGUGGAAGCACCUCUGCCUCUUCGUCCACGCAGACGGAGGGCCUGGAGCCCUGCUUCUACACGGCCCGCCAAGGAAAGAAAUCCCCCGUGUCUCUCCCCCGCCGCUGCUGAUGCCGUAGGACAAGAGCAGCCUCGAAAAGG
This is a messenger RNA of Ixodes scapularis (black-legged tick), 2764 nucleotides long. RefSeq lists its product as uncharacterized. The record is from RefSeq and is a predicted model, not a curated record. The coding region runs from base 1 to 2742 and encodes 913 amino acids. The transcript has 2 exons. NCBI's taxonomy places the organism in Eukaryota, Metazoa, Arthropoda, Arachnida, Ixodida, Ixodidae. Gene Ontology annotation, molecular function: nucleic acid binding; RNA-DNA hybrid ribonuclease activity.